Molecule: messenger RNA, 1123 nt
Organism: Lolium perenne
Lineage: Eukaryota; Viridiplantae; Streptophyta; Magnoliopsida; Poales; Poaceae
Source: RefSeq, a predicted model, not a curated record
CCUAGCCUAGGUGUGUACACGUCGACGGAAAUGACACAAACCUGACCCAACACAUUGUUCUUCACGCUAAAGAAAUCAUUAGCUAACACCACCAACCUCGCCCCCAAGCUCGUUCACCUCCUUGAUCGAUUGGUGCCAUGGCAGGAAGCGAUGGGGCGACGAGGAGGAGGGCGGUGAGGCGGCUGAACUUCGGGGGGUCGUGGGAGGACAAGGAGGAGGCGGCGGCGGAGAUCGGGAGGCUGGCGUGCUCCGAGAGCGGACGAAGCAGGUGCUCCUGGAGCUCAGUGUCGUACCGAUGCUUUGUCAAUGCUUGUGAACGCGCGGGGGAGGGUGGAGGAGGCGCGCGGACGGCCGCGGUCGGGGCGCUGCUCGAGCUCGCCAGAGGAAUGCGCAGUCGGGUUCUACUUCUUGGUCUCUACCUCAUCUUCCACUUGCAGACUGGAAGCUGAGGACGAAGAUGACGAGGAUGGACGUUCGGGAUUGUGAGGCAGGGCGCUAGGGUUUUCACCUGCCGGUGCAGCCGCGCCGCCGACCAGAUGCAGCGGCCGCUGCUCACCACGGAUCUCCCUCUCGUCAAGCGCUGGCCCCGUGCGUUCUUCUGCUGCUCGUCCAGCAAGGCGCGUGGAGGAGACCCGCAUGCAGCGCGAUGGGCUGCUCGCCGGCGAGGCCAAUCGCAAGACCCGCUGGAGGCGCUAUGGGAUUUGGAGGAGGAUGUGGAGGGAUUAGGGAGAGGAGAGAGAGGAGGGGAUUGGGGGAGAUGAGAGAGGAGAUGAUUGGGGAGAGGAAAGAGUGAGGAUUGGAAGAGAUGAGGUCGUGGGAUUGGGUGUGGAGCUUCCCAAUCGGGGCUAGCUACGAUUUUCACCCACAGGGAUGUCCUCGCUGCAUCCACCCAGGCAACUGACAAGAUGAUCCAUUUAGAAGAAGGGCCCGCGCGCAGUGACAGGCGGGUAGAACCUCACCAUUUUAUGUCUUGAUCUAGUGGGCUGUGAAAAAAUCUUACCUAAAAUGGAUGGCUGAGAUGCUCCAGCUGAGAGCAUCCUAUGGCUGAGAAGCAAGAAGCGCUGUGAAGCCCCCUAUGGGGGCAUCGUUUAUACCUUUAGAUUGCAAUGAGACCGGUACGUCG